Zychaea mexicana is the source of this 1080-nucleotide messenger RNA. RefSeq lists its product as uncharacterized. The record is from RefSeq and is a predicted model, not a curated record. Lineage: Eukaryota; Fungi; Mucoromycota; Mucoromycetes; Mucorales; Lichtheimiaceae. The transcript has a single exon. The coding region runs from base 74 to 652 and encodes 192 amino acids.
UGCCCUGACCGCUUUAAAUCAAUUACAACGUGAUCAUGCUAAGCGAAAAUCAUUACCACGCGUCUAUGACACAAUGCAACAAGAAAUUAUCCGUAGCCAUCCCGGUUUACAAUUCUCCUCACCCUCCUGGUUUGGUGACCGUAUAAAACAGUACAGGACUUUCGACCGAUUUGGAUAUUUCAAAGAAGAGGGGGACGCCCUCAUCGAAGAGACCAGAUCGUUCGUACAAAUUUGCAACUGGGAGCAGGUUCUCGGCCAUUGCGAAGAUGAUGUUGAUGAUGGAAACGACGACAAAGAAGAAGAUAAAGCGUCGAAAUCGUACGAGACCAUAACCUUUUCGCUAAGGAAUCUGCUGCGGACCGAAAUUAAAUACGAUGAUUUUCUGAAAGAUAUAAAAGACGAACAGCGACGCGUCGGUCGGUGCAUUUCAGAGCUUAGCAAGGCAGGUGCCAUAUUGACCGAUACUAUUGUUACAGGGCGCGCUGCUCGACUAUGCGGAAUCAAUAAUCAGCAGCAAAAUCUCGAUCUGCGCAAAUUGGCACCAAAUUUUCAAUUUCCACCAGAUGCGGCCACCGUCAUAACUAUUGCUCCAAUUCCUGAGGAUCAAGAAAGGCUCGACACAGAAAGAAUCUAUAAAAGGGAACAUUUUUAAAAUUUUUUAUCGGGUAAGCUCAUAGCUACGUGCUUUGUGUGUGCUGGUGAAUAUUUGGUUCUCACUUUAAGUUGACGAUUAUGAUAAUGAUUUUUUUAAAGGCUGUAUCGGCUCUAGUAUAAGCUCUACUCGAGAAUCAUCCGUUUACUGCGAGAUCCGAAAAGAAAUCAAUGACACUGGGCUCGUGUCAAAACAAGAUGAUUUCAUGUUAAAAGGUGCAAUGAAUGACGCCUUAACAGAAUAUUCGACGGCGUGUGAUAACCUGUGGACCAGGAAGCGACACAAUCGCGAUCUUCGCGUUUUGGUGACUGCUUUAUUAAGGCUGAAUCUUGCGCCGGAACGGGUACAUAAAUACGCUGAGACACGAAAGAAGCAUCAGCAAGACAAGGCCAAGGAUAAGGAAGAAAAGAGCAACGAAGAAAACAUGC